Molecule: messenger RNA, 15775 nt
Organism: Malaya genurostris
Lineage: Eukaryota; Metazoa; Arthropoda; Insecta; Diptera; Culicidae
Gene: lov
Product: protein jim lovell
Exons: 4
Coding region: 1804-4356 (850 amino acids)
Biological process (GO): regulation of transcription by RNA polymerase II
Cellular component (GO): nucleus
Molecular function (GO): protein binding; DNA binding
Source: RefSeq, a predicted model, not a curated record
GUCACGGCGUAAACCUCAAAAUGUGCGGUUCGAUAGUUGAAAUUUGGUUUAUUUAGAGUUUUUUGGACACCCCAGCACAAUACCGUUUGGAAAAGAAGAGUUGAAAUUACACCCACUUCCGAGUGUCGGACGUACAGGUUCCGGAGCUUUUUUAUUUUGCUGAAGUUGUUCGGAAAAUGACGAAAACUUAUUCUCGCUGAUCGACAUCUGAAUGCAGUUUAAUCGACGAAUAUCGCGAGCAAAACACAAAAUUCUACGAAGAUUAUAGUUGGAUGGUCAACCGAAAGCGAAAGAAGAGAAAAAUUUUUACACGUUUGGGCAAAUGAAAAAAAAAUUUAAUUUCAACCCACAAAGUGUUUCGGGAUACGAUAAAAAAAGUGCAAUUUUAGUUUGUUUUUAUUCAACUUGUUGUGAAAGUGAAUUAGGUUCUAGGAAAAACAAAACAAAAACGAGGCAAACAAGCUGGUAGCACAUUUCCUGAGAAGAUUCAGAUGCUGUGAAUUCCGACCGAGGCAUCGCACAACAAAGGAGAUCCUCGUCAGUAAGCCGGGAAACACACUUGGAAAUUCCCUUUGCCUGGCGUACCGGGACUCUUUCCCACACACCACCGUCAGCGUCAUCACACGUGAACCGAUGCAUGAUCUAAUUUAUUGUGCCACUCCGAGGCAUUGAAAGUUCAAAGGACACAAAACACUGGUUCCCGGUCUUUCAUCCCAGCCAAGCAAAGGUACCCCGGCGACAACGGCUACCUGUGAACAACCUUCGCAGCAAUCGUAAAAGCCUUUCCACACCCCUUGAAGGCCACGGCAACCGAGGGUCGACAAAAACCAAAAAAAAAACCUUUGCAAGUAAAAAAAACAGGACCCGAGAAGAGGUUGACUGAAAACGAGAAGAAAAAAAAACAUUUAUCACCCUCUUACGUAUGAUUUUACGCUCCGCGCCUGUGGGAACUUACAAGGAAAACCGUGUCGAAAGUAUGCCCACUGGCAGAGUGAACCCGCACCAGCUCCCACAUUGCACGCAUCGGGAUCGAUGAUGGUGAUCGAUUAGCCCCGGACGGGACACAACCUGUAUGUUUCCGUUGGUGGUGACCGCACAGUUUUGGACCGUUCAAAAUUGUCUUUUUUCGGACCACGGUUUCGGGUGAUGGCAAAAAUAGGAAAGAAAUCGUAGCAAACAGGAAAAUAAAACUUUUCGGAUAAAUUGAACCAAAAAAAAACGUUUUUGAACUUCUGAUAAAAAAAAAACAUUGAUUCUAGUUUUUUCCGUUUUCGUGAGUUGAUAUUGCAGAAGGUUUGAAGUGUUGAGAUACAAAAAUAAUAAUCAGAACAGUAGUAAUACUUGGCGUCAAAACAACUUAAACUUUCGGAUUUGUAGAAGGAGAAAACCUUUCGGGAACCUGAAGUGUCGAGACAAAAUUGUGAAUAUUUAUGUUUAGUGUCAAGGAUAAAUAACCAACCAAAAAAAGAAAAAAAAAACGUAGAACCAAAUUACAUUCGAUAUUAGUUUGUGCUUUGUACUAGAAGAAGGAAAAACGGAUGUCUGAAAUUUAAAGCGAUACGAAGAAAAACCGAAAUUUGUGUGCGAUUACAUUAGAAAUCACAGAGUGAAGCAGUGAUCGAAGCUGAAAAUCGGAUUUUAAAACAAAACUUUCUUCGAGCAGGAAGCACUAGGAAAAGAUUAAAAAACCCAUCAUCAUCCACGACAUUUGAAGAACGGAUCAGUCCCAACCGGCCGGUACGGAUGUGAGCAAUCCCCCUUUGGACGCAAACCGAUAAGUUGCUCUCCGAUCUGGAGAGUGGCAUGAAAGAAAACUUUGAAAUCAUGACCGACCAAGAGCACUACAGUCUUCGGUGGAACAACCACCAGAACCAUAUUCUUAGAGCAUUCGAUACCCUACUGCAGACCAAAACACUCGUGGAUGUCACACUGGUCUGUGCCGAGACGAGUAUAAGGGCCCACAAAGUCGUCCUGUCCGCCUGUUCUCCCUUCUUUCAACGAGUAUUCUCCGAAACACCCUGUAAACAUCCUGUGAUAGUGCUGAAAGACUUCCGCGGAUGGGUUGUGCAAGCGAUCGUGGACUUUAUGUACCGCGGUGAAAUCAGUGUUCCCCAGGAACGGCUAUCAGUGCUGAUACAGGCCGGAGAGUCGCUACAGGUCCGGGGACUGGUUGAUCAUCCGGUCGCAGGAAACACUCCAACUCCGGCGCAGUCUCCGGAAGACUUCAGCCUGUUGGAUUCUUCGCUGAUAUCACCAACGUCGCCAUCGUUACCAUCACCAAACUUCAACCAUCACCACGCUAGACACUCGCAUCAGAACUCAAACGCACCGAGCAUUUUAGGUUCCAGCACUCCAAAGUUGCUGCUACCACCGCAGGUGUUCGCCGAUCCCGCUUUGAACCUACCCAAUCCGGACAUCUGUACCUCACCGAUGCCACGGCGAAAGCAAGCUCGUCCGCGAAGACGAUCCGGAGACUGUGCCCCACAGGAUCUCAGCAGCAAACCUGCCAGUCCAAUUCCACACAAUCUGGAUGGAAAAGAAGAUGCGGACAAUGAUAUUGAACGUGAAGAUGAUGACGAGUUGGAAGACGAGGACGACGAUAUUAAGGAAAUCCUGCGAAGAAGUGAAAGCGAAGAUCGAAAAGAAACGAGACCCCACAAGACUCCCAGUAAAAGUGAAAACAACGAAAGUGACAGUAAAAAUAACUCGACGGCCUCGACGGCUACUUUGUCUGGAUUGGAUGGACCGGAGAAUCUCUGCAUGAAAAAAUCCCUAACAACUACUUCGAAUAGUAGCUCCAGUGGUUUAACAAACAGCGGUCUGAACAACAGCGGCUCCAACAAAGACAGCAUUUCUCGGUUAUCGGAUCUACAGAACUUGAAAGACAGUCCUCCGGAAUCCGCCAUCGGUCGACUAUCGUUGAAAGACAUUCGACAUCUGAACCGGUCCUCGUUGGUACGUUCGCUAAGUUCCCUAUCGCCUCCACCGUCGUUUCACCUGAAUAACAACCCACCAUCGGGACUAUCGCAUGCCGAAAAACGUGUCAAGCUGGAAGAUCGUGACGAUGAUCGUCUCGGUGACGACGAAGGAUCCCAUUUUUUAGACCACAUGGAUCUUGCUCUGGCCUCCCACCAACACCAGCUCGCACACCUCGCGCAUCACAACUCCUCGUCACAGCUACGACCACCGGGUCUUACGCCGGAUGGCGAUAACAACAACAGUAACAGUAGCAAAAACAACAACAGCAGCAACAACAAUAACAACAACAACAGCAGCAGCUCCGGUUCGGGAAAUGGACCCAUCGGGCGGGACCAUGGUCCCUCGUCGGGUGGCAUGGGAAAGGACCGCCACGGUCCAAAGGAUUUUUUACACAGCCCAACGCUAAAUUUUCCGCCGUUCUUCAAUCAAUCGGACGGGCCACCGCGGCCGCCACACUCGCCGCUCUCCUUCCCGCACAUGGCGUCGGUUUCGUCGCUGACGCUGACACCACCGCACAUGUUCGGUCUGGAUUCUCCGCUAGGCCUCUUUCCACCGGGCAUGGAUCCGGGCAAAAUCUACAGCCCACUGAUGGAGAUGUCCGACCCGCGUGGAAUGCAUCACGAUGGACCACCAUUUCUGAAAAAGAAGCUAAAUCGACCGAAAGGACAGCACUCGGCCCCGCGUGGAGGUCCGCCUCGAUCGUGGACGAAUGCGGAACUGACGGAAGCCCUACAGCAUGUGUGGAACAAAAAAAUGACCACCAGCCAGGCAUCACGAAUCUUCGGCAUUCCGUACAAUUCCCUGCUGAUGUACGUCCGUGGCAAAUAUGGCAAAAGCUUAAAAUUGGAGCAACUGCGAAAAGAUUGUAUAAGUGGCCCACCGAUUGAACUGCUUCAGAUGGGCAUGAACAACAAUAACAACAAAGAUAAGAAGGAUGGUUCUGACAAGGACAUACCGCUCCACCUGGGUAAUGGAGGGCCUAACGAUGGACGAACUGGCGGCGGAAAUGGUGGUCCGGAUCAGCGUGGGCCUCGGUCGGCUUCCUCGGAACCGGAUCUACUCGGUAGUCCUAACCCUCUGUUUAAUCCAUUCCCACCGGGAUUCUAUCCGGAUUUCCCCGGUGGAUUUCCUGGUCUCCCCCUUAGCAUGCUGAAUCUUUUGCCGCCGGACCGACACGGGCCGCAUCAUCAACUCCCGAUGGGCAUUGACGAAGACUGCAAAAGUGAUCGAUCGAAGCAGUCCCUGGAUGAUGACUACCCGCAACCGUUAGCCCUGAACCGGUCGUCCUUGUCCGGUCCGGAGCGGGCCGACGGUGGACCCGGCGGUCACGCGGCCGAUAGCCGAAGGGAAAUCUACCAACAGAACGGACAGGACUAAUAUUUAUACUUUCUUGACCGCCUCAAGGCAAUGCCACGGUAUCCCAAGUGGGUAGGUUGAGAAAGUCGGGUAAACGAAAGAGCGCAAAGGAAAACAGAAACGUGUGAACAACUUCGAAACAAGGAAAGUGAAAAAGCAAUUCAAAAACUACCUUCGGCUGUGUGAUAUUGACGAAAGAAAGAAAAAAAAAGCUAGCGCGCCCGGCGGCUAACCGGUUCGUGUCUAGGCUAGCCAAUGACCGCUAGCCGUCGAUGAAGCUGCGUUCGACGGCUGUAAAAAAUAAAAGCUUCACCACCCAACGAAGCGAAAGCUGAUUGAACAGAGCAACAAGCGAACGUGAUAGCGUUAGGGUUUUUAUUUGAACGAUUCCUAAAUAUGUUUGUUUUAUAUUUUGAGUAUAUUAGUUGAAUCAUUAUUUAAAGCAAUGUUAUAGUAGAAAAAAUGCAAUAUUUUAUUUUAACUAAAAUUCUACCUUACUAAGUUGAAAACUAUUUUAUUUUCUGGCAAGAUUCUGCAGAGGAGCAGCAUACACGUGAACAACUUUGGGGCAAUAUUUGUAGUUGAAAAUUGAAACGAUAGAACGUGCGAUAGAACAGGUAGAAUCGCAGCAAUUAGUUUUUAAUCAAUUUUUUUGACAUACUAAGCGAAUUAGUUUGGCGAGAUGGUGCUUUAUGGGAUACAAUUUAAGUUUACUCUGAAUCUACUUGCGAGAGCCAAACGAUUGCAAAGGAUACAACCCUAACAACAGAACAGAACUUACCGAGCGAGAAGUUAUGAUUUUUCUUCAACAAAGAUAAAACUGUGCAGUCCUUCAGAUGGAAUACAAACAAAACAAUAGAACUACUAAUUAAGAGAUAAACAAACGUGCUUCCUGAGUAUAUAAGUUAAAGUAUAAGUUUUAAAAUCCAUUUACAGUGAACUAAGCAGAUUGAAACAAAACAGAUCUAAGUGAAUAUACAGCAUAACAGAGAAACAGAGGGUGGUAAAUACGCAUACACAAAUACUACUACAAUAGCUAAUUUAUUUAUCAAUCAUAACUAAGUGAAUCGUAGUGCUGUUAUCGCGAGAGCAGUUAUGUACACCAUAUUUUAUUUUGAGUAGUAUAAUUUCUAUUUUUGUUGAAGCUAGAUAUGAUUUUAACGGAAAUCCCGCCCCUCCUUCGAUAGUUAUUUAGUAUUAUUUUCAACCUACACAGACAAACACUAGAAUGGUAUUAUACAUUUUGUAUAUUUUUUAGUUUUCCGCACACCAGCGUACUUCCAAGCAGAAGCAACGGGAACCAACAAACGAUACAGUAUUAAUCAAAUAAAAACAGCAAUUUUUAAAUGAAAUUAUUUUCCUUGUUUUGUUUUAUUUUUUCGGUUAAUUUCACGUCCCCCCAUCCCUUACACCCAACAGCCAGAAUCAAUGAAAGACUGAGCAAGCCCUGUUAUCUGUUCCGAUAUUCCGGUUACGUAAGAUCGAAACAUUCCAACAGCCAAGCGUAAGUUGAAAGGCCAAUCUUUAAACAUUUUUGUUGAUGUAAUCAGUAACAAACUGAGUAAAAACCGAAACACAGACGGAAAAUAAAACUAAGUAAAAAAGAUCGACCGUGUAACAGUCGAAAUACAUUCACCGUUAGUGAAAGAUAUGAGGUUAGAAUGUGGUCUAGCCUAAACUAAAAGAAAAAAAAAAAUAAAACAAACAAACGAAAAUCGCAGUAAAAAGCAAAACAGAAUGGAACUAAUUUUAACUCGCAUUACAUAGGUUACUACUACUGACGGAACCAGUCAGGCUAUAAAUCGGUUUGCAAUCCAGAAUCCUUGAGUUAUUGAAACGGUAUUCUAACCGUCUUAAAAAGGUCAGAGCAAACAGAAUAAGCAAAACAUGCGUCAAAUGUCUGCAUCUGGAAGUUUGCAUUCUCGUUUAUAUUGUUUACAUUAAUCGACAGCCGAUCUGUUCCAGUACCUCAAGCUACUAAUAAGAAAAGAAAUGAAAAUUUAUAAUUGAAGAUUGCAAUUUAAACUAAACACAAAACUACAGAUGGUAACACAAUACACUAUUUUUUACAAAAUAAAGUAAACGAGUCGGUUUGUUAAAGUUUCUAACUUCAGCGAAACAUAAGUUCAAUGGAAGCUUUCCUACACGCAAAAGCAGAAAUAGUAGGGAUCAUACACGCAGAGCGAGACCGCAAAACAAUAGUUCCUCAACCAAACCACAAAUAUCCAGUUUCAAAUAUUGGUAUACAUACAAAACAAAUGGAAACCAGCAAACUAACAAUAGAAGACCAUUCGCAUCAACACAAAAAAACACUGUUUUGUUUUAGGAUCGAUCGAUCGAAUGGGUGCGGGGGUUGUUGCCACUUUAAGUGUGAUUCAGACGCUCCGUCACGGUCCAAAUUAGUUGAAUUAUUGCAUUCUUAUGGAGACAUUCACACAUAACGUCACCGUCACGGAACGUCAAUUUUGAAAGUAGCCUUUCGAAGUUUUCCAGGCGAAAUUGCGUCAUUCUCUCGCCGUACGUGUCUUGCUUAUUUCGCUGUUCCUUAUUUUUUUGUUUGACUUUAUUUGAUAUUCGUCAUUCCCGCAUAUGCAUACAAAAAAAAACGAAUCCUGAAAUUGUAUUCCCCUUCAUGUGAGUUUUUUUAUUGAAAAUAUAAAAUCAAGGCGCUAAAAAUGUAGACCCGAUUCAAAACGGUUCUACCAGUCUUGUAUGGCAAGAAUGCUGUAGAAACAGGACCAACAAUAAAUGCUAGGCGAAAUUCUAUGCCAGAAACGUUUGUUGAAUUGUUGCCAGACUUUUGCCGGAAUUGUGGUAAAAUCCCGGCGAAAAUGUUUGGUAAGCAUUGCCAGCCGUUUGGGGGGAAAAUCUGCCGGCCGCGUACAAGUGGGUCCAAGUGCAAUAACCGAUUAUGACUACACUCAAAAUAAUAAUCAUGUUAUAGUUACGCGAAAAGUUAUGUGAAUAUUUUUCACCCUACUUUUCACGUAGGUUUUAAUGGACUGGCAUUUAAAAGCUGUUUAAUGCAUAAUUCAGUAAAGUUACGUGUUUCAUAGGUAAAAUGUAAUAUACUGUUCAUAUCACAUUUACCUAUCAGUUCAUAUCAAAUUUAGAUACCAGAGAUAUUUCAGAUAUUUCAGAUUUUUAUAUAAAUCUAUUAAAUGAACAAUAUUAUGAAAAAUAAAACAUUUAUUUCAGAAAAUUAGCAUGGAGUUACAAUGGCUGAUAAUAAAAAGCAACUGAUAACGUCGUGUGAUCUCGAAUCGACAAGCCGCCAGAAAUCGUUUUUGUUGUCACUGUCAUCCAACCGAAAUCGAAGUCGAGAUCCGAGAACUCCCACAUUUACAUGAGUCCAGUGUCUCUAGCUUCCUACCGAUUUUGAACCCGUGUUUCGGUGGACCAACGGCCUGUUUGAAGCAUUCGGCCGGAGCGGGCACACUACCGGGCUCACGCAGGCACUGGGUCCAGUCGAACAAAUGGAAACUUUUAUACUGGAAUGGUCCGGUCGAUGUAGUAAAAAUUGUAAUUAAAUAACAUUUCUCGCAAAUAAUUACACUACUUACACUUUGAGGGGCUUUGUUCGACAUUUCUUGACGUUUGGUCAAUUCACGUAAACGCCAUUUUUUGACGUUUUUUCAAUUAACGUAAACCUAUGCAUUUUAGGGGGUGUUCGUAUAACAUUCAUUUUCAUUACGUAAUAUAUUCAAUUUAACAUUUGAAACAUUUUACGUGAUUUUUCAAGUAAAUCGAACGUGAAUUUAUAUUUGAGUGUAGAACCCGCUCGGCCUUCUGGCUACCUGGGCAGCCAUGGCCACCAGACGGCUACCAAAAUUGUGUCAGUGACGGCUGUCAAAUCCAAUUUUGCAAAACAUAGUCGCCUGUAUCUUAGUUAGCCGAGUGUUUUCAUCUUUUCACUUUCACCGAAAAUGUCAAAGAUUUCGAUGUGGAAAAAUCCUGGUGGAUACGGUUGUAUCGUUUGAGUUGUAUGUCUGGCAGCGGUGAGGCAGUCGGUAACCAGAAUAUCUGCCAGCCAUAUUUUCCCGCUGGCAGCGUUUAGUCAGCCAUCUGGCAGCAAUGUGUAUGCGGGACACCGGAUGUUGCGCUUGAUUCGGAAUCUAUCUAAUUCAUCUAAGUAUCGUAAUGAAUUUCGUCUCAAAUUUCGGACGAUUUAAAUGGGUUCAAUUCGGUUUCGACUCAAAUUGACGAAAAACUGUCCGUGAAACUGAAUGUCAAUGGGACCCCAAAAUCGGUUAGAGUGAGAGGAUCGAGCACUGAAAAACCGACAGUCGAGUAAAGUUUUUUCUUUAUCUGUGUCGAUACGCAAUUGUACCCGAUUAAAUCUUCCGACAUUCUAAAUGAAUCUCGACUCAAGUUCAUCAACCGGUUUCAUCGGAACGAAGUCGCACAUAAAAUCACGAUGCGUGUUUUGUUUGACACGGUUGAUACAAAUUCUGCAGAUUUCUCGUGCAAGUGAUAGUUUCUCUUCGAUUAUUGUGACAAGAUUAUAAAAAUUUUUGUACAGAAUUCUACAAUUCUGUUUUAAUGUCGAAGGUUUCGGGUAUCAUUUUAUAUAAAGAGUUAAGUAGUAAAGUGGAAACCUCUUUGUAAUUAAUAGAAGAUAAAUUAUACAAAGAGUAACUGUCACUUGCUUUCACGGUCAUUAGCAAAAAUUUAAAAAUUGCAGCGCUGUGAUACUAGCACCGCUGAUCGGACCAAAGUGGUUCGCGUAAAAUUCACUGGGAUCGUAUUCAAUCGGUCUUAACCCGCUUUAAUGGAAUUUCGGCAGCCGAUAGAAGCCUAGCUAGAAACCGGCAUUCUCUAGUUGGACAUGUCUUGCAAAAACGCCAUUACUCUAUUACACCUCUGGAACCUACGUAGAAAAAAAAGUACGGGUGUGUAAUGUCAGAGACAUAACUGGGUGUCGUGAAUACGAAAAAACUUAAAUGCUUUCUUUUUACUUACAAAUAUCAAUUAGUUGAUCGAUUAUGUGAAUUGUGCCAGUUUUCCCUUUCUUCACUACUAUAAUUUGAAAGAUGCACCUGAACUGAGUCGGUGCUAUGCAUUUUAUAUAAAAAAUCAGCAGAAAAUUCCUACAACUUCGAACUACAACUGGUUGAAAAAAGGCCGUAUAUAGUAAAGUAAAAUUUCGCAUAGUUCUUUGGGAAUAUGUUAAUGGUUCUAAAAAGAACCGAAUCGAAAAGUUCAGGAAUUAAGGACUGAACCUGAGUUCAAGAGCUUAGGACAGAAUUAAGUUGCAAUUUAGUUCUUGAGUGAGUUGGCAGUGCAUGCUUUGAAUUCUAAACCUGUAUUCUGGAACUAAGUUCCUGAAACAUAGUUUUGAAAGUAAAUUCCUGACCUGACACCUGUCAACCGAAGUCCAAAUGAGAGCACGACCUCAGCAUUUCAUGCUUUAAACUUGGUUUGUUCUUACUAAUGUCGGUGGGAAAACCUCACCUCGACAUCCAGUUCCGUCUGAAGCACUAGAAGAAAGAAACGAUUUUCAAUCAAAGUUUACCUGUCAUACUCGUCCAGUAGAUAAUCGGAACUGAUAUGUGCCUGACUACCUCAAAACCGUCGUCCGGGUGCGAAAAAAGCAAGCAAGCGUGAUGAAUUUUCCUCAUUAUUUUCAAAAGUUUCAGAAAACUCUGUUUUUCAGUUAUUUAUGGUUAUCUCAUGCUUUUGAAAAUUUAACCAUAAAUUCCUGAUUAUAUUUCUGAUAAAUUGUAGAGAAAAUUAUGUGGCUGGGUUAAGUAUAUCAAGAGAUAUUUGCGAUAAAAUUCUGCCCAUUCUUAUAUGGGGUAAAUUUUGAAAAGGCGCCCCUUAGUAAAGUAAGUCGUAUUCACGACAAAAUCAUGAGAUAAGGUAAAUAUAACUACCCAACAAUCGUAUUAUAGGUAUGCAGUGGACAUGUCGAUCCUAUUGAAAAACGAUUCUUGCAUGGUAACAAUCUGGUAGAAACAGUGCCGUCAAUAACCGCUAAGUGAAAUUUUCAGCCGGAAACGUUUUUUGCACUGUUGAUGGACCGAUGAGGUUCGACAUAAUUCACGGGGUAUUAAAAAUUUCCUACGAUAUUUUGACAGAAGGCAGAAAUGCUCUGACGAAAAAGUCGUCCAAUCGAGUAAAUCUAAUUGACAUCUCGUUGAUCGAUGCUAUAGACGUUUCUGGGAACAAGUAUGCUAUUUUUGGAACAUGUUUAUUGAACAGCUAGCAAUCAUUGAUAGCUUAAUUCGUUCAACAAAUUCGAUAAACAAUUUGUUGUUGAACUAUUUUUAUGAUGUUUAUAUUGAGCAUUGGACAUUUAUUAUUGAUAUUAUUGGAGGAUUCGGAAUUGUUCUUAUUACAUAUAUUUUUGAACUAAGACUACGUAGCUGUAAAAAGCUUGUGCUAUGGUUAUGAAAAUAACAAUUUUUCAUUUCAAUCAGACUGAAUGAACAUACAGCAAAGCAAAGUCAUGGCAUUACAGCGUACAGAAUCAUUGCAUGGCUAGUCCUACUGACACUCUGAAUCCUUCCAGGUCGGGGCUCGAACAUAUCACAACUGGCCUGUACGACCACCGCCGUAUGCAUUGAACAGCCCAGGUCCAAAAUAUAGAUGCAUAUAUUUUAAUAGAUGCUGCAAUGUUCAUAACAUCUUACCUAUUUAUGGAAUGCAAUCGGAAUUGAUUGUUGCAUUUGAUUACGAAUCCAUUUGGAAAUCAAAUUGAACACGGUUUAUGGUACACUAUCGGCCGACGUAGGUUCAAGCGCAGAGGUGCCAGAUCUGCAGAUUUGUCUGUAAAUCUGCAGAUUUUGUAUAUAGUGGGGUACACAUUUUUUGUUGUGCAGACUUUGGAAAAUCCAGUUUUUCGCAGACUUUCGUCAAAUUUACAGACCUUUGAAAUUGCCGCAAUCAUUUUUUUUUUGCUCGCCAACUCCGACUUGAAUGGAUUUUAAUUUUUAGUCGAAUCGUAGUACUAGUCAUGCAAUGAUUCUGUAUGCUAUGAAUCGGCUGCGAAGUCUGUUGAAACAAAAAGGCCAAAUUCCACAAAAGGAAAGUAAUGCCAAGACUUUGCUUUGUGUGACAAAUAAUGUCACUCACUUUCUCGGAAAAAUGGCUGGGCCGAUUCAAUUUCGAGGCUUUGUUCUAUACAAAAUUCCUAAACUUUAUCCGAAUCAAAUACCCAGUUUGUGCACAAAUUUUUCUCGGAGCAGCUUAAACGGAUUUGAACAGACUUAUUUCAGUUUCUAGAUCCAGAUAUAGAGGUCAAAUCUUCAAAAGAAGUGGAGCUCAUACCGGGGACGGUAAAACCUACACAAUUAGAAAAUCUUACAUCUUCUUAGAUCCACAUAAAAGGUGUGUCGCGAUUCACUUACAUUCACAAUACAAAGCAUGUAAAGAUAAGUCAUAUCAUUAACUUCACAGUUGAUUUAGCUGAAACUUACAUUUAUACAAUCGCAAAAUUUAUUUUUACAUGUUAGUAGAUGUAAUAUUGUGUCAUCACCGAAGAAAUUACGGCAUAUUUGAAUUUACGUUAAGCGUAAAUUUCAUUUUUUCUAAGAGUGUAUCUUCUAGGCUUAGGCUCAAAUAAAAUAUCUUAUUGGGACUUAUUUUGAGGAUAAUAUCAGCAAACAACAAUGGGCGUUUCCCCGAAAACAUUUACCAGCCGACAGAGCUGCUACAUGUCACUAUCAACUAGCAAAGUUGCACGAUGAAGAUUGGAAAGCUUAUGUCACUGGACUGCUGCCAACCAGGCUCUACCAAUCAUCAUAUAUUGAGUGUCUGAGAGCCGAUCUGUCAUAACUUAAAUACUCUUGAUAUUACACUCACCAGGACGCUCAUUGAUUGCGAUGCGAUUGAUAUUAUCUUCAUUUCUCCACUGUCACUGUUUGAUUACGAUGUGACUAAAUAUUAAUCAAACAGCAUAAACAUUGAAUUAAAACCAUUUACACCAAUAAACUCCGAAGUCCGAUGACUUUUUGGAAAACACAAUGAACUUUAUCAAUUUAUGUUUAUGUUAGUACUCUCAUGAAAUUUUUUUACUUCAACAGGGAAUAGGAGAAUGAGAGAGAAAACAAAAAAGUCGUCUGUCUUUGACUGAGUAUACUUCUACUUCGUCAUAGAACUAUCGAGUAUCUCAUUUGACAGACACUUUGAUCGUACCGAUUACAGUUGACGAUGACUUUAGUCAGUCUGUUAAGGUCAUUUGACAUGACACAUGACAAUUUGCAGCUCUGCCAGCCGACAGUUGUUCUGAUUUUCGAAAAAAUCAUGUAAACUCAUGCUUAAGCAUGAAUUUACAAACAUUUCGUAUUCGUACAUUAAAAAUCUGUUUAUAAUUGCCAUACCCAAUUUAUAAUCUUUGCAGUGGUAGCAUCGCAGGCUCUGCUAAUCACUGGUUAUUACAGUAAUUCGCAUCGCUCGGAGGGCAAUUAGGUUUUGCACAGGUUUAGGAUGAACACCAUUUGACAGCUAUCAGUGGUUUGUUUACAUGAUCAUUCCGUAUCAUUUCAUUCUGUUUCAUGUUAUUCGUUUUCUCAUUCCAUUGGGUUCCUUGUCAUUCCAGUCAAAACAAACCACCGACAGUUUAUUUGUGUCGUCAACGUGCAAAACUAAAUAGUUACGCCGAAUGAACAUACAUUCAAAAUGAAAAUUCCCGUAAAAUGAAAUUUACUUUUGUAUGCAAAUUACUUUGUACAAAAAAACCGCACCAUUGUGCAGUACUUCUACCUCACCUGAACGAUCGAUGUUUUCAGUUUAAUUUACAGAAAUAUAUUGUUCACAUUAACAAUUAACAGGAUAAUCUCUACAAAUAGGAUAAGGUUAAAGAAAAUGCUCUCGAAUAAUUGAAAUGAUUCGAAACACAGAUUGGAAAGAACUGAAUAAACAAUGCUUUUUAAUAGUUCUCUAAUACAUAAAAUAGGACACAUUGAUUAAACGUUUGAUGUUUUUAUAUACAACAUUAACAACAGCAACAGGAACAAUAGACUUGGAUUUUUUUUUAUUUUCAUUUGUCGAAUGAGUCCUAUUCCCUACAAUGCAACGAUGGGAAAAUCUGAGGAUGCCAAGGACAUUACAGCAGUGCACUAUAGUGUAUACCAGAAGCAAAAGACAGAUACGGCGAAAACGUCACAGUGAUAAACCAAAAACUUACCAAUAGAGCCAAACCAUAUAUUUUUAUUAUUUACAGUGAAACAACAACCAAUAUACAAGUCUUGCGACAACAGUGCAUUAAUUAUCCCUUUGAAUAAGUGAAUUAGGGAAGAUCCAGAUAGCAAGAGUUAAGAAUGUUUGCCGAAAAUUAGUUCGUUUCCUUUCUGCACCAACUUUUAACCGUAACUGCAAAAAUAAUUGAAUGUUUAAUUUUGGCUGUAAAUUCGAGAACAGAGCGCUGUCUCCCAAAGUAAAGCUAAAUCGUAACAUUAAGCGUUGUACAAAAUUUAUUCUAGAACUGAGUGUCGUGAAACAAACCAAACCAAUAAGGCAAGUUAGUGGACAUUUUCUGUUGAUGAUAAUAACAAGUUAAUACCGAGCCUCCCUUUGUUUUCUGUAGAAAUUAUCACCAAACGAAAUAUGUUUUGCCUAGUAUACGAUUUAAGAUCUAAAUGUCACUCUGUUCAAAUUUUCUCAGAUAGUGGAUUCUAUCUAUAAGACUUUCCGGGAGAUGAUCAGUGAACCAUUCCAUUGAAACUCAAGCAUGACAGAAAGAAGUUUCAGUUAUUUUGCAGAAAUGCUAAAUUCUUGAAAUAAUUCAAAUAUGCCAGCGAGAACAGACAUCCGUACUGGGGAAGAAUUUUUUCUCAAUAAGAGAAUAAAUUAAGCAUUUAUCAAGACUCUCCUGGAACGCCUUACGGGUUUGUAUUGAAUUCUAUCUGACUUCAUCCACGAACAAUGGACGAACAAUGUUAAAAUCUUAAUCGAAACAGGUCUCGUAGUGUCAUAUUCCAAAUUGGAACGUGAACAAAGAAAAAUAAUAGGCUAAAUUAAAAAAAUUCUGUAAACCACAUGUACAAAAUAACGUAGCUACAAUAAUAGGAACUGAAACAAAACUACCGCUGUUUUGGUAUUUAUGUUUUGUUUCUCUGGGAAAUAAGCCCACAAUCCGUUCCAUACCAUAAAUUUUGUUUUCAUGUUCAGAUCAGCAGCAACAGAUGUUAAUCCUUUAUAAACAACCUCAGCAAACCAUUUGCAGCAAUAGACAAUCGGAUUUCAACCGCAACAACAGGAACUACCAUAUAUUGCAAACCUACAGCCCUACAAGUACAUUUUCAAAUCGGAGCACCCCUCGUUAAACUACUCAACUACUAUUUUGUUUACAUUAACUGUUUAUACUGAAUUACAAAUUAAGCUGCUGCUCAUCAAAUGAAAAAAAAAUAACGGAAAGAAUAAAACAGGGUAAUCUAUUGAAUUUCAUAUACAUUAAACGAAACAAAACAAAUCGAAACAAACAAACAAGAGCAGACAACUUAAACUACACAAUGGAAAAAAUAAUAUUAGAGCUAGAUACUACAUAGUAAACACAAAUGAAUGAAUGAAUGAUGACUUGAUGAAAUCGGAGCACAAACUAGUUUGAAUAUUACUUGACAGUCGGAUGUCAAAUGACGGAGUUGCGUGAUUUCGCAGUAGAGAAAAUUGUAGAGUGAAUGAGCAAAUAUACAGUAAAUAUUUGUAAAAUGUAAUUUUUCGAUAUGUGAUAUCAACCUGUACUGUUAAUAUUAUAAUCAAAGUACUUUUAAUUUUUCAAACUCAGUUGAGAUAUUUCGAACUUUUGGUUUUUAAACAUAUUUGGUACUAGAUCGUAUUGACGUCUGUAAAUAAAAAUCGAAAAUUUCGGUAAGGUAGCGGUAACAAAAAUGUGCAGAGAAUAUUCUUUGGUCGAAGAGGAAAAAUAGUCACACACACGGGUGUGGAAUGUAAUAAGUGAAAAAAAUAAUGAAAAUUUAAUAACAAGACAAAGUAAAUCCAAUGUCGACUUGGACGUGAAACGAACAAAAAAACAUAAAUAAAUGCAGUUUUAGGCAAAUGGCAAACAAAACUAACUGUUAUUUAGGCACAAUUAUUUAAACAAAAAGAAUAAAAUCCAAAGUUAAAUGAUUUGGCUGAUACGAGAGUAACAAGUAAGUGUACGUGCACCCAGUGUCAAACCCACGGAGACACAUUUGUGUGUUUAUGAGAUAUUUCCUUUCUAUUUAAACUUAUUGAUUUUGAUUGUUUUCGAAUGCGUUCGCUGAUUUUUGUACUUAAGAAGUGAUUUCUAUAGUGACAGAUCUAUCAAAAUUGUAAAAUAAUUCGGCAAAAUAUAAGAACAAAACGAUACAAAAAAGAGUUAUUCAGAAAAAUGAGAAAAAAAACACAAAAAACGUAAUUUAACCUUAAGAACGAAAAUUAUAAAACUAAAUAAGGUGGAAAUUGUAAGAAAAAUAUUUGGCACUUAUUGAUAUUUACUGUUAUAUGAACAAUUAUG